Molecule: messenger RNA, 393 nt
Organism: Nestor notabilis (Kea)
Lineage: Eukaryota; Metazoa; Chordata; Aves; Psittaciformes; Psittacidae
Gene: HDHD3
Product: haloacid dehalogenase-like hydrolase domain containing 3
Source: RefSeq, a predicted model, not a curated record
GGCGCCAGCGAGACCCUGAGCCAGUGCUGCCGGCGCGGCUUCCGCAUGGGGGUCGUCUCCAACUUCGACAACCGGCUGGAAAACAUCCUCUGCCAGUGCAACCUGCGGCACCACUUCGACUUCGUCCUCACCUCCGAGGUGGCGGGCUGCGCCAAGCCGGACGGGAGGAUCUUCGAGCAAGCGCUGCGCCUCGGCGGGGUCCCGCCCCCGCAGGCAGCUCACGUCGGGGAUACUACAAGGCGGGACUACAGCCGGGAUUACAGGGCAGCGCGGGCCGUGGGCAUGCACAGCUUCCUGCUCCGGGCUGCGGGGCAAGGAGAGGAGCCGGAGGUGCCUCCCGAGCACGUCCUGCCCACUCUCAGCCACCUCCUGGCUCUUAUUGAGAAGGGGUAG